GCCGCCGCCGCCGCCAGCAGCCUCUCAGACUGUGGGCACAUUUGCUGAUCUGGGAACCCUGGACUUCAGUCUGACAUUGUAACAUUGGGACUCAAUUACAGCUCCUGCUCGUCAGCGUCAUUUCCUUGAGUUCUGAGGUGGACCUUCUGCAGCUGGUUAUUCCAGAGCUGAGUUGGAGCUGGUGACCACAGGCUCAAGAAGCGAACAAGGCAGUCUGAGCCUCUGCUGUGACUGCCUCUCUCCCCCAGGCUCCUGGAGGUGCAGAAUGACUCUCUUCGAUGGCGUCUACCCCUUCUACCUGCAGCAGAGGAAGCACUUUGUGUUCGAUGUCAGCACCAUCAUAGUGAUUAUUGUCUUCCUGACGUUCGCUUCCAGCUUCCUGCUCAUCAUCCCAGGCAUCCGUGGACGGGCGAGGCUAUACUGGAUGCUCCGAGUUCUCCUCAGCCUGGUGGUGGGAGUGGUGAUUGUUGCUGUCCAGUUCACAGGGGACUGGGAGAGCGGAUGGGUGACAGCAAACACCUCCUACAAGUCCUUCAGCAGUGCCAUGGUGAAGGCGGACAUUGGGCUGCACGUUGGCCUGGCGGGGGUGAACAUCACGCUGCUGGGAAACCCGGUGAAUCAGAUCAAUGAGACCAUCAACUACAACGAGCACUUUGCCUGGAGCUUCGAUGCAGACUAUGACCACAGCUACAGUGAAGGCCUGGAGAAGGGGCUGCCCAGCCCCAUCCUCUACGUGGCGGAGAAGUUCACCACAGAAAGCCCCUGCAACAUGCACAGGCAGUACCGCAUCUCCGGCCACUACACGUCGGCCACUCUCUGGGUGGCCUUUUGCACAUGGCUCAUCUCCAACAUGCUCUUCUCCAUGCCUGUCCUAGUCUAUGGAGGCUACAUGGUCCUGAUCACAGGGGCUUUCAUGAUAUUUUCAUUGCUUUCCUUCUCCACUGUGAGGAACUCCCUGAUGUGCCCGAUCCAAUUUGGGACUGCAUCCCUGCUCACAGUCUAUGGGGGAUCUUUCUGGCUCACGCUAGUGAUUGGCUUGCUCUGUUUUGUGGCUGGGAUCACUAUUGUUGCGCUGCACUACUUCAACUCAGACCUACUGAAAACUUUCUUUGACCUCCAUGAGGUCAGAGCAGAGGACUGCCAAGAGAUGACUGAAGUGUACAUCAACCCUCAGUUCAUAAGCAAUGCACAAUCUCCACCUCAGCCCUCCAGAAUUAGCCUCAGUGGCAUGUAGAAGAAAGCUUUUCCCAUUCCUUCCCUGAAGUCAGGCCCAAGAGGGAAGAGCACAAACCCUUCUUGGUGUCUCCCAACACCCAUCUCCCUGUCCAUCUGCCUUUAAAAAGUGCAUGAGUCCAUGAUGGGAGGGGGACUUGCUCAGAAGUACCUUUGCAGAUUCUCUUUCCCUGAUUGUCCUGUCUGGGAAAAGGGCAGGCUUUGCAACAAGCCAGCAGGCUGCAAUCUGAGUAGCUCAGAUCCCCAGCAAGUUGAGGCAUAUGCUCACCUGGGAAUUUCUCCUAAGGAAAAGUGCCCAUUCCUACCACAGUUUGGUGCAGGGAGUCUCUGGUGGCCAGUUCCCAUACCAGAAAUUGAAUUCUCUGGUGAGAUUUCUUAUGGGGAGCACCUGUGACUCCAAAAGCCAGUGAUCAGAUCUGUUCAGUUUUUCCUUCCCAGCACUGAUGUAGACUGUGUAGAACUUUAAACGUACCUAGGAAGGCCAGGCACAGAACCAGACUCCCCCAGGCUGGAUGCUGCAUGAGCUAGAGUAAAAAAGCUGCUCCAAAAAUAAAGACUGAGUAAACAUACCAUGGAGCUUGCCAGGGGGAAUGUGGUGAUGUAAUUGUUUUCACUUUCAAACUUGGGCUUUAUUAGAUAAGAACUGUAGCCUAACAUGGCCCAAAAAGAUGCCACAGGGGAGGGAAGAAUGAAAUGACCCCCGUCCAGCUGAAGCACACUUGUACUGGCCAGGCUUACCACGAAAUGCAACCCUGAGUCAGACCCAGCCUGCUUGUAGCCAAGGUGAGAAAUGAAGUGCAUCAAGUUGCAUAAUUAUGAAUGAAAGAUGGGCUCUGGAACCAAAUCCACCAGCCUCACAAGGUGUCCACUGGCAUGUGCAAAGUGAUAGUCAUAUCUGGAUGACACCUGAAGAGCUUUAGCCCAGUUAAUUGUAAAGGAGACAAUUUCAGUAUUUUGACUCUUUUUUUCCUGAGAAAAGAUUCUUGCUGUUAAGUUAGACUACUUAUUCCUUUGACAUGAUGGUUUUGUUGUUUAGUGUGAUUUGUUACUGGCAAGAAUUAUUAUUUUUAAUAAUUUUUUUAUUUAAAAGUA
Molecule: messenger RNA, 2325 nt
Organism: Oxyura jamaicensis (ruddy duck)
Lineage: Eukaryota; Metazoa; Chordata; Aves; Anseriformes; Anatidae
Gene: DUOXA2
Product: dual oxidase maturation factor 2
Exons: 8
Coding region: 266-1234 (322 amino acids)
Biological process (GO): protein transport
Cellular component (GO): endoplasmic reticulum membrane
Source: RefSeq, a predicted model, not a curated record